Messenger RNA from Eubalaena glacialis (North Atlantic right whale), 1774 nucleotides. RefSeq names its product FLVCR choline and heme transporter 1 (gene FLVCR1). Gene Ontology annotation, molecular function: heme transmembrane transporter activity; heme binding. NCBI's taxonomy places the organism in Eukaryota, Metazoa, Chordata, Mammalia, Artiodactyla, Balaenidae. Gene Ontology annotation, cellular component: mitochondrion; membrane. Bases 57 to 1724 code for a protein of 555 amino acids. The transcript has 11 exons. Gene Ontology annotation, biological process: transmembrane transport; mitochondrial transport; heme export. The record is from RefSeq and is a predicted model, not a curated record.
GGUGCAGGCCCGGGAGGAGGGCGGGGGCGCCAGGCGGCUCCGGAGAGCCCAGGGACAUGGCACUGCCCGACGAUGAGGAGGGGACAACGGUGGCGAACGGGCACCCGCCCGCGAAUGGAUACCUCCCGGUCCCGGGGGACGCGCCCGCUGGAAAGGUGAGCGCGGAGACGCAGAACGGCCCCAAAGCCGGCUGCCUGGCCCUGAAUGGGGUCUCUCGGGACAGCCCCAAGGCCGCCUCGGGAGCCCUGGACGGGCCGAAGACUCCGCUGGCCCCGGAGGAGGAGACCCAGGCCCGGUUGCUGCCCAAGGACCCCGGCGAGGAGACGCCGGCGGUCGAGGGCACCCUGGUGCCCCGGACGGCGCUCUCCGCGCGGCGCUUUUUGGUGCUACUGAUCUUCAGCCUGUACUCGCUGGUGAACGCGUUUCAGUGGAUCCAAUACAGCAUCAUCAGCAACGUUUUCGAGGGCUUCUACAACGUCUCCUCGCUGCACAUUGACUGGCUGUCCAUGGUGUACAUGCUGGCCUACGUGCCCCUCAUCUUCCCGGCCACCUGGCUGCUGGAUACCAGAGGCCUGCGGCUCACCGCCCUGCUGGGCUCCGGCCUCAACUGCCUGGGCGCCUGGAUCAAGUGCGGCAGCGUGCAGCAGCAUCUCUUCUGGGUCACCAUGUUGGGCCAGUGCCUGUGCUCUGUGGCCCAGGUGUUCAUCCUCGGCUUGCCCUCCCACAUCGCUUCAGUGUGGUUUGGGCCCAAGGAGGUGUCCACAGCUUGCGCCACCGCCGUGCUAGGUAAUCAGCUUGGAACUGCAGUUGGCUUUAUGCUGCCACCAGUUUUAGUGCCGAACACACAGAAUAACACACAACUGCUGGCUUGUAAUAUCAGUACCAUGUUUUAUGGAACUUCAGCUGUCGCCACACUUUUAUUUAUUUUAACGGUAAUUGCAUUCAAAGAAAAACCUCAGUAUCCACCAAGCCAGGCUCAAGCAGUUCUCCAAGACAGUCCCCCUGGAGAGUAUUCUUAUGUGAAAUCAAUAAGGAACCUAUUUAAAAAUAUUCCUUUUGUCCUUCUAUUGAUCACUUAUGGUAUCAUGACUGGAGCAUUUUAUUCAGUCUCAACAUUAUUAAAUCAAAUUAUACUGACAUACUAUGAGGGAGAAGAAGUGAAUGCUGGAAGGAUUGGGCUAACACUAGUAUUAGCUGGAAUGGUGGGCUCUAUUCUUUGUGGUUUAUGGCUGGAUUAUACCAAAACAUACAAACAUACUACUUUGACAGUUUACAUUUUGUCUUUUGUUGGAAUGGUUAUAUUUACUUUCACACUAAACCUUGGACACAUUAUCAUCGUGUUUGUCACUGGAGGGUUGCUUGGUUUCUUCAUGACUGGUUACCUCCCCUUGGGUUUUGAAUUUGCUGUUGAAAUCACUUACCCUGAGUCUGAAGGUACUUCAUCUGGUCUUCUUAAUGCUGCUGCACAGAUAUUUGGAAUUUUAUUCACAUUGGCGCAAGGAAAGCUCACAUCAGACUAUGGUCCUAGGACAGGGAACGUUUUCCUCUGUGUUUGGAUGUUUGUAGGCAUCAUUUUAACAGCAUUAAUCAAGUCCGAUCUGAAAAGACACAAUAUAAAUAAAGGAAUUACAAAUGGCGAUAUUAAAGCUGUACCAGCUGAUAGUCCCACAGAUGAAGAAUCAAAAACUAUUCUGAUGUCCAAGCAAUCAGAAUCAGCAAUUUGAGACCAGCUGUCCAAGCCCCCUCAGUGUGAAUACAGUCUACGAAUAUGACA